UAUUUUAGAGGGCCUUUAAGGUGUUCAUAAGUAGUCGAGGGAUGAUUCAUUUGAGAGAACGCUUGUAAAUCGAUGUUAUAGUGGCAAAGAGUUUUCUUGUAACGCUUGAACGGAUUUCAGUUACGGAAAUGAGACUAUUUGUGUCGGAAUUGGACCGAAAUCAAUCGUAAUGGAUUUAUCUCCUGACGAGGAUAAUUUCCAAGGACGGCUACUGCACCAGGCGGCGCUGUGGGACAACGAGCAGCUGCUGCGGGAGCUGCUGGCGUCCGGCGCGGCGGUGGACGCGCGCGAUGCCAGCGGGCGCACCGCACUGCACGCCGCCGCGCUGGCCGAGCGCAGCGCCUGUCUCGCCGCGCUGAUUGCUGCUGGGGCAGAUGUGAACGCCACCAGUGACGCUGCAGCCGGCGGCGAGACGGCGUUGCAUGUAGCGGCAGCGCGCGGGCACGCGGAGAACGUGCGCGCGCUGCUGUCUGCGGGCGCGCGUCCCGAGUUAACGGACGCGGCGGGAGACACCGCGCUGGCGCUGGCAGAGCGCGGCUGUCACAGGCACGCUGCUAAUGAACUCAGAGAAGCUAGAGAUGCCAUAGAGAGGGAGCGCGUUUCGCAGCACUUGGCGCUACGCGAGCUGGUGUCGCGCGGUGAGGCGGCGGCGCUGCGGGCGCGGCUGGCGGCGCUCGGCCCCGCAGCGCCCGUGCUGGCCAACCUGACCCCCGCCGGCGCUAACACCUUGCUAUACGUUGCUUGCGAGACUGGUUCCGCGGCGUCCGCGGCGGCGCUAGUGUCUGCGGGCGCGGACGGUCGCGCUCACCCCGUCACACGAUACGGCCCGCUCUACAUCGCCUGUUACCACGGGCACAAGGACAUCGCAACCCUCCUGCUCACGCACUUCCCAGAGGCAGUGCAACAAGAGACGGUAGAGAAGUGGUUGCCGCUGCACGCAGCCUGUAUCGGCGGUCACGCUGCACUCGUCACUCUCCUGCUGGAGUACCCCUACCCUGACACGCUGCUCAAUACAUAUACUGACGCGUCAGGUCAGUGGCGGUAUCGGUUCGCGUUCGACGUGAACGCGCGCGAUGCGAGCGGGCAGACCGCGCUGUACGUCGCCUGCACGCUCGGCAACGCCGCCGUCGUCGAGGCCCUGCUCGCCUUCACGCUGCCCAAGGAGAGGACUGAUGUAGCGGAGGAGGCGAGCGAGGCGGGGACGCCGGUCGCGGCGGGGGCGGCGCCGAGCCCGCACCGCGCCGGCAUCUCGCUCGGCAUACACGCCAUCGUCAGCAAGCUCACCGGCAACAACAAACAGGGUGCGGCGGAGGCGGAGGCCCGCGUGCGUCCUGUGCGCGUGGAGGUGUCGCGCGGCGCGGACAGCUGCGUGGCGGCGGCGGUGCGCGGCGGACAUCUGCGCGUGCUGCGUCUGCUGCUCGCCGCCGGCGCCUCGCCCGACGGCACCGCGCAGCCGCCGCACCAGGAGGAGAGCGAGACGCGAGACCGGCGCCGGUCUCGGAGCGCGUCCGCUGCGUACGGCCGCGCCUCCGCCUCCCCCUCCCCCUCCCCCUCCCCCGCGCGCCCUGGAUACACCGACGACCGUGAUGGCGAGGGCGUGUGGACGGCGCUGUCGCUGGCGGCGCUGCGGCGCUCCGUGCCCGCGCUGGAGAUGCUGCUGGCUGCGGGCGCCACCGACCCCGGCGGCCGCGCGCUGCCGCUCUGCGCACAGCACGGCCUCGCCGAGCCCCUCGCCGCGCUGCUCGCCACUAAAGCGUACCCGGACCCGGACUACAAGCUGAACAAGUCGGUGAUGAGCGAGUCGGUGCUGAGUUCGCGCGACGCAGACUCCGCCCUCUCGUACAGCGCGCGCUGCCCCACCACGCCAGUCAUGGUGAACUGGCGCGACCUGCGCUGUCACCUGCCCACCAUCAAGAUGAGCUGGCUGCGCACGGCGGCGCUGCGGGUGAACCCCAAGCUGAGCGCGUCGUGCGGCGGCGCGCUGCUGGCACUCACGCGGCUCGAGCUGGCCGGCAACGAGCUGCGCGAGCUGCCCAGAGAGAUCUUCUCGCUCGUCAGCCUCAGGUAUUUGAACGCGGCUCAGAACAAGCUGGAGCGCCUGCCGAGCAGCGGCGACCCGCUGGAGGAGGAGCUGGACAGGUCGCGACGCGGCAAGCGGCCGGCGCGCGCAGCCGCCGACGUCUACACCGCGCCCGUGCUGCAGGAGCUGUACCUGCAGGACAACCGCCUGGAGGAGCUGCCGGCGGCGCUGUUCUCUCUGCCGGCGCUGGCCAGCCUCGACGUGUCCAACAACAAGCUGCGCGCGUUGCCGCCGCAGAUGUGGUCGGCGCCGCGGCUGAGGGACCUCAACGCCGCACUCAACCACCUGCGCGACCUCCCCGCCGCCUGCAGGCCGCAAGGUUCUUGUGCGACGUCGGGCUCCCCCGCGGAGACGCCGCAGUCCCCGCAGCUGAGCGCCUCGCCCUCCACGCACAGCGGACAGUUCACCCUCGCCGCCGUCUCCGCAUCUCAAUCUAAGUCAUCGUCGCGCAGUCCGUCGAUAGAGGGCGUGGAGGGGGUGGAAGGAGUGGCGGAGGACGACGACGAGGCCGCACUGCCAGUCGGCAACCGCGCGGGCAACGCCGUAUGGUCGGAGGCGCGUCGUGCGCACGCGUGGCGCGGCACACUGGCCGCCUCCCCGCCCCCGGCGCGGGGCGGGGCGUGGGGCGGGGCGGGGGCGGCGCCGGGGGUGGGGGGCGGCUCCCCUCUCACGGCACUCAAUCUGUCUCACAACCAGUUCACCAGCGUGCCGCAGCCGCUCGCCUGUCUCGCGCCCUCGCUCACCAGACUCAAUAUGGCCUACAACUCGCUGAGGUCGAUGUCGUACGUGACGUCAUACCCGACCAGCCUGCGCCAGCUGGACCUCAGCCACAAUGAGAUCACCUGCUGGCCCAGUCUGCCCCAAGUGGAAAGCUUCGGUCUAUCAGACGGCGACCCCCUGGCGUGCUACUGUCCCAACUCCUCGGGCAGCAGCAGCAGCAGCAGCAGCAGCAGUGGGGGCGGGGGCGUGCGGCCGCGUCCGCGCUCCGGCGGCUCCGUGCGCUCGCAGCUGCUCAGCGCCGCCUGCCCCGCACGCAGACAUCUCAGGCUCGAGGGUCUCAGGACUUUGAUCCUCGCCAACAACUUGCUGAGCCGCAUUCAACUGACGACAGACGACGACGGCCUGGCCACCGCCGUGCACCAACACUCCAACGAUGAGGAUGACGAGUGGGGGUCCGGAUGCAACGUGAAAGAGCGGCUGCUGUUCCCGCUGCUGUCGAUGUUGGACGUGUCGUGCAACUGUCUGCGCGCUGUACCGCCCGCCAUACACGAGCUCACCAACCUCUCCGUGCUCAACAUCAGCGGCAACAAAGAUAUAACAGAUCUGCCGCCGCAGAUGGGUCUGCUGACGAGGCUGUGGAGCCUGAACACAGCGGGGUGUGCGCUGGGGGAGCCGCUGCGGUCGCUGGUGCGCGGCGCGCGGUGCCGCAGCGUGGACGUGGUGGGCUACCUGCGCUCAGUGCUGCAGGAGGCCAAGCCAUACGCACGCAUGAAACUCAUGCUCGUCGGUGUACAGGGUAUUGGUAAGACGAGCCUGCUGGAGUGUUUACGACAAGAAUCAGCGAUGCAGCACCGCAGAAAACCUACAGAUCACUGGGCGAAGCGUAUGGGCAACAAGUCGUCGCGGCGCGGCAAUGUGUCAACAGUGGGCGUGGACAUCGGCAGCUGGGUGUACGAGAAGCAUCGCUCCACGCGAGGACCUGUCACCUUCCGCACCUGGGACUUCGGCGGACAGCAGGAGUACUACGCCACACACCAGUACUUCUUGUCACGCCGCUCACUGUACCUGGUGGUGUGGCGCUGCACUGACGGCCGCCGAGGUCUGGCUGGAGCACUCGCAUGGCUCAGGUCUAUACAAGCGCGGGCCCCGGGCUCGCCCGUCAUCAUGGUCGCCACACACUAUGACCAAGUCGCCAAUAGCGGUCUACCGGAGAACGAGAGUCCAUCGGCGCUGCAGCGGCUGAUCAGGUCCGCGGUGAUGGCGGCGCCCGACGCCGACAAGCUGGGCCUGCCGCGUCUGCUCGACUCCAUUGAGGUGUCGUGCAGCACGAGACACAACAUUCGUCUGCUGGCCGACAUCAUCUACUCUGUGGCAUUCAGCGUCAAGCCGCCAGGCAGCAAGGAGCCGCUGCUGCAGCAGCGCGUGCCGGCCACGUACCUGGCGCUGGAGGAGUGCGUCACCGCGCUGGCCGCGGAGCUGCGCGAGCCCGUGCUGCGCCACGACGAGUACAAGCGUCUUGUGACGCAGUACAUGCAGCAGCGCAACCUGCGCAUGUUCCGGGACGCCGCCGAGCUGCACCAGGCCACCAUGUUCCUGCACGAGAACGGCGUGCUGCUGCACUACGACGACGCGACGCUGAAGGAGCUGUACUUCGUGCGGCCGCAGUGGCUGUGUGACGUACUCGCACACGUCGUCACCGUGCGAGAGGUCAACCCCUUCGCUAACAAUGGUAUAAUGAAGGUGGAGGACCUGGCGCACGUGUUCAAGGCGUCGCCGCUGCUGGCGCGCAGCGAGGAGGCGCGCGCGCUGGCAGUCUCGCUGCUCAACAAGUUCGAGCUGGCGCUGUGCUGGGACGCGCGCGUGCUGCUCGUGCCGCCGCUGCUGCCCGCGCACGAGCCCCUCACCCCGCAGUUAGCGCUGCGCACGCGCACGUGGCCGGGCACGCCCAGACACGCGCGCUGCGCCGCCCUCGCCCCCGCCCCCGCCCCGCUGCCCGCCGACUCGCCUACGCUCAUACGUAAGUCGUCACACAUUCACAGUUAUACCUUUGUGUGGGGGCGGCGGGGCGGGGCGGCGCUGCGGCGGUUGCUGCUGCUGUCGUAUGUGCCGUGCGGUUUCUGGGCGCGGCUGUGUGCGCGCGUGCUGGCGGAUGCCGCACUCGCGGGCGCCGCCCCGGACCUCUACCGCCCUCCCCCCGAGAUGGAGGUGGACGAUGCGGUGUCGCGGGCGCUGGAGCUGUCGUGGGGGUGGCGGCUGUGGCGCACGGGCAUGAAGCUGGUGUGCGGGGAGCUGACGCUGGUGGCGCUGCGGGAGCUGCCGCCGCGCUACGACCCGCUGCUCGGCGCCAAGGGGGACGAGGAGGAACACGACGAGCUCUAUCACAACAUGAGGUUCCGCGUGCGACAAGAGGGCACGUGGUGCGAGCUGGACGUGCAGUCCUCGGCGUGCGUGGAGCUGCUGCUGCCCGCACACGUGUGCGUGCUGCGCCGCCAGGACGGUCUGCCUCUCGGCGGGUACCAGAGCAUAAGUCUGGAGCCGAACCCGGAGGUGCUGGCGAAGGUGCUGGCGCUGGUUUCCGACCACGUGGAUUUGCUGCUCGAGGACUGGUAUCCCUCGCUUGGCACACGUUUUGUGCACACGUCGGAGGGUCGUUGUUUGAUAACACGCGUGGUGCCGUGUCCGGGCUGCGUGCGCGACGCGGGCUCGCCCCUCGCCCCGCUAGCCCCGCCCCUCCCCGGACACGCCCCGUCCCUUGCAGGCCACGCCCCCUCCCGGCACGACGAUCAACAAUUGGCUCAGAUGCUGGUCCGACUGGAGUUGGGUGAGGCGGAGCCCCGCCGGCUGCGGCUGUCCGAGGAGUCGCGUACCUCCGACGGAGACAGCGGCGUCGGAGCGGAGUCCAACGCGUCGUCUCGCAUCGGGUCGGUGGAGGGCGUGGCGAGCGCGAGCGGACCCGUGGCCACCUGCUGGACCCUGGAGGAGUGCAUCCUGGCGGCGUGCAGCGGCCAGCGUCUGCACUGCGCCCAACACGCCGACGUCGACCUCAGGGACGUCGCCCCCGACACGCUGCUGCUGGACGUGGAGGAGGAGCGCCGCGCGCGCUGGGAGCACAUUCAGCGCGGCGCGGUGUGCGGCCGCGGCGCAUUCGGCACAGUGCUGGCGGCGCGCUGGCGCCCCCCCGGCCGCCCCCCCAUCGCCGUCGCCCUCAAGGCGCUGCAGCCGGUGCCGCCCACCGCCCCCCACCACCUCAGCGCGCUGCAGGCAUACAAGGCGGCCGCGUCGCGCUGGGAGCGGUCCCCGCUGGCGGCGGCGUGUCGCGCGUACUGCGGCCUGCGCCAGGAGCUGAGCAUCGUGGCGCGGCUGCGACACCCGCACGUGCUGCCGCUGCUGGCCGCCUGCCCGGCCCCGCUGGCGCUGCUGCUGGCGCUGGCCCCGCGCGGGGCGCUGGACGCGGCGCUGCGCGAGUACCGCGGCUGCGGCCGACGUCUGCCGCCGCGUCUCGUGCGCGCCCUCGCGCUGCAGCUCGCCCGCGCCCUCGAGUACCUGCACGCGAACCGCGUCCUCUACAGAGACCUCAAGUCGGAGAACGUGCUGGUGUGGGAGCUGCCUCGGCCAGCGGAGGCGGAGGCGGCGGAGCGCGCGCCCGGCCCCGUGCCCGUGCACGUCAAACUCGGAGACUACGGUAUCAGUAGAAUGGCGCCGCCGUCGGGCACCAAGGGCUUCGGCGGCACGGAGGGCUUCAUGGCGCCGGAGAUCAUGCGCUACAACGGCGAGGAGGAGUACAACGAGAAGGUGGACUGCUUCUCGUUCGGUAUGCUGCUGUACGAGGUGCUGACGCUGAGACAGCCGUUCGAAGGCCACGAGGCGGUGAAGGAGGCGGUGCUGGAGGGCGCGCGCCCCGCCCUCACGCCCAGGGACCUGCAGUACCCGUGCAGCAUGGUGGAGACGAUGCGGCGCUGCUGGAGCGGGUCCCCGGAGCUGCGGCCCUCCGCCGCGGCGCUGGUGGCGGUGGCGGCCGCGCCCGAGUUCCUCGCGCUCGCGGACGCCGCCCUCGCCCGCGCCCCCACCACUGGCGUCGCCGCUGCGAAGGUCCAUCUACCGACAGAGGAGGGCGGGCUGGGGUGGGAGGUGUGGUUCGGCGGGGCGGAGCCGGAGCGAGCGCACACGCUGCUCGCCAACUCUACCACCUUCCUGCACCAUCACUCGCUGCGGGUGCCGCCAGACAAGGAGGCGGCUGUUCUGGUGACGGCGAUGUGCCGCGUGGGCAGCACCAUGUGGCUCGGAGACUCCGUGGGCAGGGUCUCGGUCUACUCUAUAUCAACGAUGGCGCUGCUGUGGAGCGUGCCGGUGCAGGAGGCGGUGGGCGGGGCGGUGUGCGGGGUGCGCGCGCUGCGCCCGCUGCCGGGGCUGGGCCGGGUGGCGCUGGCGGCGGCCGCGGGCCGGCUGUUCCUGGUGAGCGCGCACAGGCCGGAGGCCGACACCAGCUUCGUGCUCACCGAGCUCGGCACCGCCACCGAGCUCUGCUGCCUCGCCACCGUCACCCUGCCCACGGGUGUGGAGGUGUGGGCGGGCGGGGACGGGCUGAGCGCGUACCUGGUGUGCGAGGAGGGGGUGAGCGCGGCGGAGCAGGUGGCGGCGCCGGGCAAGGUGGCGCUGCUGGCCGCCGCCGGGGACCACGUGCUGGCCGCCUGCAGGCCGGGCGUGUUCGUGUACCAGUACAGUGUGAGCGACAAGCGAGUGACGGCGCGGCUCGACUGCAGCAAGCUGGCGCCCUGCUCCGAGAGCCUGCAGUCCAUCGCCAUCGACGAGCGCCUGGCCGAGGACCGCUGCAUGAUAACGGCGAUGUGCGCACUGCGGGGCGAGGUGUACGUGGGCACGGCGUGGGGCUGCAUAGUGGUGGCAGACGCGGCCUCGCUGCGCCCGCUCACCGUCUUCCGCCCCUACGAGGAGGAGGUGCGUGCUAUGAUCCCGCUGCCGGCACACGACCCCGAGAGCGGCGCCAUGUUGGCCACCCUCGGGGGUGGUUACCGCCCCCUGCUGCACAGAUAUGCGCCAGCACAGUCUAGCAGCGGCGGGGGCGCUCACGCCGGCGUCCACUGUCUGCUGUGGCGUGCUCAGCACUGGCUGCCUGACUAGAUAUAUAAAUACAAAAAGGAGUCUUUUAUACAAAUAUACAUGAGGGUAGUCGGAAAUAUCCUCAGGAACUGGUUACUCUGUACCAAGUCUGAUGCUGGACUAAGUUCUGUUGUACCGAGAGAUCUCAUCUACGAUAAUUAAUUGUAUGAUAUUAUUAGUUGAAUCUUAUAAAGCGAUAAAGUUGAAACUUGAAACGUGUAAGGUGCAUUCUUGAGCCCAAAGGGCAAAUGUAAUUUUUAUGUGUAAAUGUUUGUUAAGUUCCUGUCAAGUUUCGGUUGCUUUAGACACGCAGAAAUUAUGGGCUUCAGUUAAAAACUACAAAAAAAAUAAUUUUUCUUCAACAUGGUCGCUAAAUUUCGGUAUUUUCUAGGCAAUAGAAAAUUUAAAGCCUUACAAAAACAUGGCUGUGACCUGUAAAUAU
Molecule: messenger RNA, 8357 nt
Organism: Papilio machaon (common yellow swallowtail)
Lineage: Eukaryota; Metazoa; Arthropoda; Insecta; Lepidoptera; Papilionidae
Gene: Lrrk
Product: leucine-rich repeat serine/threonine-protein kinase 1
Exons: 54
Coding region: 170-7936 (2588 amino acids)
Biological process (GO): protein phosphorylation
Molecular function (GO): ATP binding; protein kinase activity; protein binding
Source: RefSeq, a predicted model, not a curated record